Messenger RNA from Canariomyces notabilis, 1743 nucleotides. RefSeq lists its product as uncharacterized. The record is from RefSeq and is a predicted model, not a curated record. The coding region runs from base 1 to 1743 and encodes 580 amino acids. The transcript has a single exon. Lineage: Eukaryota; Fungi; Ascomycota; Sordariomycetes; Sordariales; Chaetomiaceae.
AUGGCUGCUGUGUGUGAAGACCCCCCCAGCCCCCGCUCCGGCUCGCCUGCGCCCGAUUCCCGGCCUGCCGUGGGCCGUCGAGCCCCCCAAGUCAUGGCCCGAUGUUUCUCGACCGGGUCGGCCAUAUCGCACGGAUCCGCAACGAGUAGCGAAGCCUCCCAUUUGCGGGAAUCUUAUGGCAGCAAUGCCUCGGCAUCCUCGCGCCAUUCCACAGGGAGCUAUCCUCCCCUGGGCCGCACCGACACUGGCGCCGCUGCCGACACUCAGGUGAAUGGGAGGAGGAGCACGAGCAGACGACGAGGUUACAUGCGUCCGCAGGGGACCGACUUUGCCGCCAGUGCCCGUGCCCGCGAGAGUGUUCUCAGCUUGGGGAGCAUCGCACAUUUGCAGUACUACUUUGCACGAACCGGCCUGCUCGAUGGCAAAGGGGGGCGGUUGAUGCGGAAACGGGAGAAUCGGCCACAGACACUGGACCUCUCUGCCCUGGACCCGAGCGCCUUCCUCUCACCCAAGACUUUAGGAAGCGACCACGAUUCGAGCUAUGCCUCCAUGGGAAGCAGCCCAGACUUGACCAUCCAGAGCGGCUUCACCAACACCACCUUGGGCACGGGGUCCCUCGUCGAAUCGCCCGUUGAGGACCACGCUGGCGCAGAACAGCAAGAUGAGGAAUUCUUCGAAGACGAGUUCGACGAGCAUAUGCUGCCGCCCACAACAAGCACCUACAACCACCGCGAGAAGCCGCUCCCCAAGCCGCCGACCAUGGCCGAGUUACGGUCCGAACUGACACGCUCGCUUGGCGUGGCCGCGCAGACGUUGAAGGAGGCUAGGGCCGCCAGACCGCCCGCAGAAACCGUCACAAUUCAUGUCGAGUCCGCGAGUCAACCCCCAGAUGCGCCACCUGUGCCCGAAGAGCGGCGGCGGCCCUCCAUCUUCCAGCCUGACGCCGAUGCCGGUUGGUACGAGAUUCAAGGGAUGAGCGUUCUUGAUGUCAUGACUCUGGCCAUCCGGGCCGCCAAGAUCUACUACACAUCCCAUGACCGACCCGACCGUCUCGACGCCAUCAAGUCCGAGAAGCAGUUGCGUGGCGAGCUGCUGUCCGUCAUGGACAUUCUCAAACGCAUGGCAACCCGUCUCUUCACUGGCGGUAUGCGCGAAGAGGAGUUCCGCACCAUGGAAUCCUGGAUCGACGGGGUACGCGCUAUGCUGGCCGCAGAAGACCGCCUCGAGGCGGCAGAAAUUGCCGAGCGCAAGACGUGGACGUGGAUGCACCCCGAAGGCUGGGAGGGUCGCGAAUUCGAGCGAGAAGAGGCCUUCAUGCGUUCCAUGCUGAAGGGGCCAGAUCCGAUCGCAAAUAUGCCCUUCCUGCCGAAAUGGACGCCCAUCGACCGGAGCCGACCUUUAGACGCGCAGUCUCUGCCCACUCCCUUCCUCGCGGCAUUGUCAAACGGCCAGCGGCUCGUCCAGCUGCACAACUGCGCCGUCAACAAGUCACGCAGGCGCUUUGGUGCCAUCCCGACUUUCUAUGCCGACACGCAGAAGCCGUACCGCGCCGCGGAUAACCUGCGCUACUGGCUUAAGGCUGCCGAGCUGCGAUGGGAAGUGCUGCUAAAGGCGGACCCUCUCGGCCUGCAGUACAAUACAAGGCCGGAGCUCUGGGUCGAGUUUGAGGACGCCGUGCUCCAGUGGUGCCGCAAGGUGCGCCAGGAAAUUGUGACCGAGCUGCAGGAGCCGGAACAGGAUUGA